This is a messenger RNA of Penicillium verhagenii, 378 nucleotides long. RefSeq lists its product as uncharacterized. The record is from RefSeq and is a predicted model, not a curated record. The transcript has a single exon. NCBI's taxonomy places the organism in Eukaryota, Fungi, Ascomycota, Eurotiomycetes, Eurotiales, Aspergillaceae. Bases 1 to 378 code for a protein of 125 amino acids.
AUGCUUGCAGUUGUUGAAGCACAGAGUGGACGAUACCCGCCAGCAGCACUUGAUGAUGAGACAGACUACAUUGCGCAUACUAUUGGGGCAAUCCCAGGCUCCAGCAGCUUCGGUUCUCCACUUGCUCCAGAUGUCUAUAUUAAGACGUUACGAAGAAAGCUGCAUGAGUUAAGGUCUUCGUUCUCCCCAGAUCUCCUUCAGCUUGGUAAGUAUAAUUUCUUCAAUCUGAGUAGCAAGGAUCCCGAACUCCAGUGUGACGACCAUUUACUCAUGUAUUUAUCCAAGCUUUUUACCAAGUGCCAGAUGUGGGCCGAAACUCGGUGGAACAAGGCUUCUCAAGCGCAGGAUGUGGAGACCCCGAUCGGGCCGGAGUACUAA